UCAAAGUGCAGAUUCAUAUGGAGUACCACUGCUAGUGCUACGCAAUAGUAUGGACACGCGUAACGGUAGACUAUUAUGUAUGAGAUGUUGGGCAACGCAAUUGAUUCAUCGAUCAUGACACUUUGAUUUAUAUAGCUUGAACUGAAACAGAUGGAUGCUUUUUGCAAAUAAUGCUUUUUAUUUCCAUCGACCCUUAUGACAGCUUUUAAGUUAAGCGGCGAUGUUUCCAAACUCCUCGAACAGCUCAACAAUGUCACCACAUCUCCAACAUAUGAGAAUCUGGACUUUAUUUUAUGCUGUCGAGAUUUUAACAAUCGCGUGCUGUUGCAGUGCCAUAAUAACGCGAGACGGCAAUGAUAAAACGCCAUUUUGCCAACUUAUACAAGCGGACCGCGGGCGUUUCGAGGUGAGUUUUCUGAGCCAUCAGCCGGACUCCUCAGCAUCACUGCGGUUUUACUGGAGCAGGUGGACAUUGGAGCGAAGGGUUGAGAAUUGUUUCACGAGUACUGACGAGACUUUAACCACGCGUUAUUUGUCCAUGUGCGAACACCGGGAGCGCGCACAGGACGUAGCGGAGAGUUUGCUUCACUUCAACUUAAGCGUGAUACUGGAAGAUGACAGCUUGUGUAAAUUUAAAAUCAAUCCGCUUAGCAGGUUUCCUUUUGGGCAAGCAAAUGUAAAGCAAAACCAAAGGAGCAUUACAAUACGCCAGAAACGCGCAUUUUUGCUUUUACCGGGAACCCUUUGGUGCGGCAGAGGCACGAGCGCAAACAACUAUGAACAGCUGGGAAUGUUUGAGCAUGCAGACAGAUGUUGUAGGGAACAUGAUCAUUGUGAGCACAUUAUUCGAGCCUUUUCUGUGAACUAUGGUGUCUUUAAUUCCAAGCUCUACACCAUCUCGCACUGUGACUGCGACCACAGAUUUAAACAGUGUCUUCUGGCUGGUAAUGACACCAUCUCCAACAUGGUGGGCUACAGUUUCUUCAACGUUCUUAAAAUCCACUGUUUCGAGUUGUCCCAAAGGAAACGAUGCACCCAGUUUAACUGGUUUGGAGCAUGCACAUCAUUUCAGGUAGCACCCGUGGCAGUAAUGAAAGACCCCACACCUUACAAUUCUACCGAUCUUAAUAAUGAAAGCAGUGACAUCACUGACCUGUCAUGCAAGAAAGAGCCAAUUAAAUCAUUGCAUAAUAGCAAACGAAAAACCCCUAAAUCUAAACAAAUGAGGUUGCAUAAGGACCAUACAGCCUGUGAUUCAGUGAAGCAUGCAAAGAAAGACACUUUCCAACAUCAAAGGUUUGUGAAAAAAUAUGACAAAAAGAAGAAAAUUCACAAGGCUACACCUCGAAAAGGAAAGAAAGCGAUGCUGUCAAACUCGCUCAUAACCUUGACCCCUUCACCCCGAACGCACGCAUCUGUAAUGAAUCAGCGGAUAUCUUUGAAGAACAAACUGGAAAUUGUUCUUCAAAACAUUGAGAGAGCAUUGAAGGCAAAAGUCACUCCUUCACCAUCAUCAGUAUCUGUAACAAAAUCACUCCUGUUUCAAAAGACUUCAAACGCUCCAUCAAAACGAACAUUGAUAACUAAAUCGAGUCUUCAAAAACAGAAAAACAAGGGGAAAUCUGUAAAAUCCAGAAAGCUAAAGAAGUUUAAACCUUAUGCUUCCUUUAAUCCAUCAAGAGGAGAUCUUUUCCAGCAAAAACAUCACGGAGGAAAAAAUACUUGAGAUCUUCAUUCAGUCUAUCCCUGUGUUUUUCAGUAUCAUUGUGUUUUUCAGUAUCAGCAGAAGAGAUUGUUUUAUAGCAAAUGAGGAGCUAAUAUUGUCAUUACUACUUUUCAAUACGAGCCAAAUCUGAUCCAGAAAAUGCAGAUGACUAAGGAAGUAAACUGUUGCCUACAAUUCGUGUGUUUGUUGUAGGCCAAGAAAAGAGAUUUAUCUUGUUGAAAUUGUUUAACUUAAUUUUAUAAAUAAAUGUUGCUUAAUAUAUGCUGAUUUGACAAAAAUUCAUUUUUUACAGUGGAGAUACAAUCAGACAUAUACACUCACCUAAAGGAUUAUUAGGAACACUAUACUAAUAAUGUGUUUGACCCCCUUUCGCCUUCAGAACUGCCUUAUUUUUAUGUGGCAUUGAUAUAACAAGGUGCUCAAAACAUUCUUUAUAAAUGUUCGCCCAUAUUGAUAGGAUAGCAUCUAGCAGUUGAUGGAGAUUUGUGGGAUGCAAAAGAUGCUCUAUUGGGUUGAGAUCUGGUGACUGUGGGGGGCAUUUUAGUACAGUGAAUUCAUUGUCAUGUUCAAGAAACCAAUCUGAAAUGAUUCGAGCUUUGUGACAUGGUGCAUUAUCCUGCUGGAAGUAGCCAUCAGAGGAUGAGUACAUGGUGGUCAUAAAGGGAUGGACAUGGUCAGAAACAAUGCUAAGGUAGGCCGUGGCAUUUAAAUGAUGCCCAAUUGGCACUAAGGGGCGUAAAGUUUGCCAAGAAAACAUCCCACACACCAUUACACCACCACACCACCAGCCUGCACAGUUGUAACAAGGCCUCAUAUGUUCUCAUUCUGUUUACGCUUAAUUCUGACUCAUCAGACCAGGCAACAUUUUUCCAGUCUUCGACUGUCCAAUUUUGGUGAGCUUGUGCAAAUUGUAGCCCUUUUUCUUAUUUGUAGGUGAGAUGAGUGGUACCCGGUGGGGCCUUCUGCUGUUGUUGCCCAUCCGCCUCCAGGUUGUGCGUGUUGUGGCUUCACAAAUGCUUUGCUGCAUACCUCGGUUGUAACGAGUGGUUAUUUCAGUAAAAGUUGCUCUUCUCUCAGCUUGAAUCAGUCGGCCCAUUCUCCUCUGACCUCUGGCAUCAACAAGGCAUUUUUGCCCACAGGACUGCCGCAUACUGGAUGUUUUUCCCUUUUCACAUCAUUCUUUGUAAACCCUUGAAAUUGUUGUGCAUGAAAAUCCCAGUAACUGAGCAGAUUGUGAACUACUCAGACCGGCCCGUCUGGCACUAACAACCAUGCCACGCUCAAAAUUGCUUAAAUCACCUUUCUUUCCCAUUCUGACAUUUAGCUUGGAUUUCAGAAGAUUGUCUUGACCAGGACCACACCCCUAAAUGCAUUGAAGCAACUGCCACAUAGUGUACAAAAUAAACACAUUUUUAUCUAAAAACACAUUUUUGCUAUCUUCUUAUUGUAUUUUUCACUCAUCCAGUAUUUAUUUUCUUGUUUAAAUAUUUUUUGCUAGGUAACGUAUUAUAAUCCACAUGCUUCUUGCACAUUUAUGUUGCUUCAGUCGUGGUGUCCAAUGGACAUGAAAAAAAGAAUUUUU
Molecule: messenger RNA, 3308 nt
Organism: Paramisgurnus dabryanus
Lineage: Eukaryota; Metazoa; Chordata; Actinopteri; Cypriniformes; Cobitidae
Biological process (GO): phospholipid metabolic process; arachidonate secretion
Molecular function (GO): A2-type glycerophospholipase activity
Source: RefSeq, a predicted model, not a curated record